This is a messenger RNA of Dreissena polymorpha, 2516 nucleotides long. Its product is annotated as centromere protein P-like. The coding region runs from base 178 to 945 and encodes 255 amino acids. Gene Ontology annotation, biological process: CENP-A containing chromatin assembly. Gene Ontology annotation, cellular component: chromosome, centromeric region; nucleus. The transcript has 9 exons. Lineage: Eukaryota; Metazoa; Mollusca; Bivalvia; Myida; Dreissenidae. The record is from RefSeq and is a predicted model, not a curated record.
AUGCUGACUGUUGUCGGUCUGUUACCAAUCAAGUUAUUAGAUAGUUAAAAGAUGACAGAAUUGCAGAAUUGUCAACUGGUUCAGGAUCUUACUCAGUCCUUAUUUUUUCAUCCAUUUUGACCAUUAUCGACAGCAGAAAUUGAUAUUGGCAUAAAGCAGAACAAACUAAACCAAGUUAUGAUGGCCGCAUCCUUAGAGGAGAGUGUAAAUAGCCUUCAGGACAGAAUAGCUGCUUUGGAGGAAGAAAAUAACCUUCUGAAAAAUGCAAAACAAAAACACCUGCCCUAUCAUGAAGAUAAAGAAGAUAGUGAAACACAUAAAACAAUUGAAUCCUUACAGCAGCAGGUUGCCAUUUUGAGAGACCUUUCACCAUUUCGUUUCAGUGGUUUAUCAGAAGUACUUUCUCAAGAUGGACUGACUGUGAAUAUCCGGAAGACCAUCGAAGGGCGAUACAGGGAUGUACAGUUUCAGUUGAAGUUUCUCAUGCAAGAGUCACUGAACACGGGAGAGAGCCAUGUGACAGAUCUUUCGAUCGCAGCAUCUGAUGUCUUCACCACUGACCUGAUGGAGCAUAUUGAAAGAAUGUCGGCCCAGGGUAACGUCCAGGGUUUUCUGCACCUUGUGAAAGGUUAUAGUCGCUGGACAGAGGCUAAAACACAGACUUUCAAGCACUUCACUGCAGAAUACCCGAAUAUAGUGAUGCAAGUGGACACCAACCUGUUGAAUAUCAAGGCAAACAACUGUACCCUGGUGUUAACCUGGAAUCUCGAGGUGGAGGGUGAGAGCUCGGUGGUCCCAGACAUACGACUGGAAGUGGUAGUACCAGAGUCUGUGCAAGAAAAACAAAAAGACUUCCUUGAAAGUGUAGAUGAGAAUUUCCAGCUGAUGCUGCAAAGGCUUGGAAUUGAGGCUUCUAUUAACAGCUUAAUUGAAACAGUGAAAUGAAGUAUGAGAACCAUUUCAAAUUAAGACUAUAUUUCAACUUCAAAUCAGCUACUUCAACCUGAAAUUUGUCAGAGCCAUCCUGCUGAAGUAAUCAAAAGUUUUAAAGUAAGAAAGCAAUCAGAAUCUAAUGGCUGAAUAGUCCUCAAUGUUUAAAGUUCGACACAAAGGCAGCAGCUUAAAGCUCAUAGUUGUAUAGUUCAAGUUUGUUUGUUUUAUUAUGCCCCACUUUCGAAACAAGCCAUGUAUAUUGAUUUGCACAUGUCUAUUGGUCAGUAGGUCUGUUGGUAGGAAGGUCAGUCGAUUGGCCAUUUUGUUUCUGUACGAUAUCUAUGAGAAGGCUCAUACCUGCAACAAUGCAUAUAAAAAUGAUGGUGACUUGGACGGAAAGAAGGAUAGGUAUUGAUUUUUAGGUCAAAAGGUCAAGGUGACGGGGUUGUCACAUUUAUUUGUUUUCGCACGAUAUCUUGGUAAUUGUUUGACCUUAGAUCAAGCAUAUUUGCAGUGGUUACUUCUGCUAAAUGAAGGAAGCCUAUUGAUUUUAAGGUCAUCAGGUCAAAGGUUAAUGUCAAUGAUUUCUUGGUAAUGCGUUGACCUUAGAUCAAGCAUAUUUAUAUAGUGGUUACUUCUGCUAAAGAAAGGAAGCCUAUUGAUAAUGAGGUCAUCAGGUCAGAGGUUAAUGUCAAUGUGUCUUUUAACAGGAAAUUUGUUUAGGCACUAAUUUUGAGAAUGCUCAUUUCUUUUCCUCCUGAUAUCAAAAGAAAAAAGAAUUCAAUAAUAUUUUCUGCUUUUUUACAUUUCUCUUCAAUAUUGUCUACCCUUUUCACAUGUAAACUAAACACUUACAGUUCGACUUCUGACCACACUGUUUACAGUCGAAACUCCACAGAACGGAGUGGAAUUACUAUAAGUGUCACAUCAACCUAAUUGUUUUCCAAUCCAAAGCACAUUUGAAAAUUUGUACCUGUAUAUUUAAAAUGAUGUUCAAACUAAACGAAAACACCUAUCGAUGUUGAUGUAAACAGGACGAAGGCCUAGGUCUCAGGAGCUUGUCAAAGUUAACUUGUUUCUGCACAAUAUCUCCGGAAUGCUUUGACCUAAGAUAAUUCAAAUUUGAAGUAAAAUUAGUGACAUUGUUCAGAAUAGUAUCUGCCUAUCUUGCAUGUUUUAGUUUUUGUAUUUUUUGUUCACAAUUAGUGAAAUAGUUCGGAAUAGUUUCUACCCAUCUUGCAUGUUUAAAUUGUUGUAUUUUUGUUCACAAUUAGUGAAAUUGUUCAGAAUAGUUUCUACCCAUCUUGCAUGUUUAAAUUGUUGUAUUUUUGCUCACAAUUAGUGACAUUGUUCAGAAUAGUUUCUGCCCAUCUUGCAUGUUUUAACUGUUGUAUUUUAUGUUCACCUCUUAAAAAGCUCCUAAACUGCAUAAAAUGGAAGUUAUUCCACAUUUGUAAUAAUGUGGGUAUUGACUUGUGUGCAUGAGCAUUUUUAUGAAUAUGAAUCUUGUGUGAAAUCUGACUUUAUUGUUUUCCUCAAAUUUUGUAAGGUGGUAUUCAUGUCAAUAAAAGUUAUGUACCUUU